AUGGCGGCAGUGAAGGCAGAGGGGCCCUGGAUGAGUGACACUGAGGAGUUCCCAUUCCUGGAUCCUGCACUGCAGAAGCAGGCAGUGAAAGUGAAGAAAAUGGAGAAUUUGAAGAAAAAGGUGGAGUGGAGGAAGGAGAAGAAGCAGAAGCAGAAGCUCAUGGACAAGAGGAAACACCCAGAGCAGACAGAUAUCAAGGACCCAGGCUUGCUGCGGCAGUGCCUGGGACCUGGUUGUGUGCAUCCCACCCGACCAGACUGCAAGUAUUGCUCCAAUGACUGUGGCAUGAAGCUGGCAGCUGACCGCAUCAAUAAGAUCCUGCCCCAGCGCAUCGAGCAGUGGCAGAAGAGCCCCUGCAUUGCUGACGAGCAUGGCAAGAAAAUGCUUGCGCUCAUCCACCAUGAGCAGCAGGACACCCACGCCCAACUGAAAGACAUGGAGUGCAAUUUCCAUAAACUUGAGGCCAUCAUUCUGCGUGGCAAGCAGCAGGCUGUGUGCAAGGAUGAGGAGAGCAACAAAGGUGCGAGGGACAACAUAAACCUGCAGAUCUUCUGUGUCUCCUGCGGGCAACCCAUCAGUAGGCGUGUCACCUUGCGCCACAUGGAGCGCUGCUUUGCCAAGUAUGAGUGCAAAUCGUCCUUCGGGUCCCUUUCCCCCACUUGCAUUGAGGGGGCCACAAGGCUCUUCUGUGAUGUUUAUGACCCACAGAGUAAGAGGUACUGUAAGCGGCUCCAGGUGCUGUGCCCUGAGCACUCGAGGGACCCCAAGGUACCGGAUGAUGAGGUGUGUGGUUGCCUGCUAGUGCACAAUGUCUUUGAGCUCACUGGUAAUUUCUGUUGCCUCCCCAAAAGCCGGUGUGAACACCACUACUGCUGGGAGAAGCUGAGGCGAGCUGAGGUGGACCUAGAGCGUAUUCGUGCGUUGCACAAGCUGGAAGAGCUAGAUGAGCAGGAGAAGAAGGUGCACACAGCUAUGAGAAACCGGGCAGGGCUGCUGGCCUUGAUGCUUCAUCAGACAAUCCAGCAUGACCCGCUCACCACUGACCUGCGUUCCAGAGUAGACAGCUGA
Molecule: messenger RNA, 1068 nt
Organism: Diceros bicornis minor
Lineage: Eukaryota; Metazoa; Chordata; Mammalia; Perissodactyla; Rhinocerotidae
Product: CXXC-type zinc finger protein 1-like
Exons: 9
Coding region: 1-1068 (355 amino acids)
Biological process (GO): positive regulation of DNA-templated transcription
Cellular component (GO): Set1C/COMPASS complex
Source: RefSeq, a predicted model, not a curated record